AUGUACCCCAACUACCAACACAAUUUCCCACGAAUCACCGAUACUGUCCAGAAUCCGGCGGCAGGGACAUCCGGAUCGCAAUACCAGCAAGCCUGGAAUAACCAGAUGCUUAAUAAUGGGCAGUACGACUUCAACGCGCCUACCUUCAAUCCUCCACCGUCAGAAAUCCCCUUCGAGCAAAUCGAUCAAGAUAAUAUCAAAGUAACUCUUCAUGAUGAAAAGCUGUGGAAUUCAUUCCAUGAAUUGGAUAAUGAGAUGGUCACUUUACCCACAGGACGAGUCAUUUUCCCAUGCCUCUCCUACGCCAUCUCCGGUCUCCCGCAACCAGCAACCUUUAUUUUCGGUUUGAAGCUCCGAAGACUGAACAAGAAUACACUGAAAUACAAAAGUGGCAAAUGGAAAGAAAUCGGGAAAAGUGUGAAGACAGAUUUGGAGAGUAAUGAGAUAUUCACAGCGUCAGAAGAUGGAAAAAUUGUUUUCAAAAACGCCAAGAUUCAUACAAUCAGAAAAAAAGAUAAUGCGAAAAGAAAGGAAGAUGAAAAAUCAACGAAGAGAAAGAGAAGAGCUCAGGUAGAUCUAAACAAGGAGAGCAGCAAUUCACUCCUCGUCACUAGCCAUUGUCGAUACAUCCCAGUACUCUCCGUAUACUACGUACAGUCCAAAUCCAAAAAACUUCUGAAGACAUUUGAGAUCGAUGAGACUCAGUUCGUUGCAUUGACAUCUUAUAAGAAUGAUGCAGUUAGAAAAAUGAAGACAAAUCUGAAUCCAUUUGCUAGACCAGAUUAUAAGAAGGAAAUUGCCAUGAAUUCGGACGAGUCAUUGGUGAAUUCUACAUUGGAUUCUGGUAUAUCGUCGAUGGAUAACACUAUGGGUUCUUCAGUUUACAGUGAAAUGUCACCAAUUGCUUCGAAACGGACAAAAUCUGAUGUCAACUUUUGUCAUCCAGAUAUUUCUCAAAACCAAUACCAAUUCAAUGGAUCGAUCUGGAAUUCAUCUAUGAAUUCAGGACCGUCUCACUUUCUGGCAAACCAGAAGUCAAACAAGAACAGUUUCACGAACUCUUCAUCAUCAGCUACUGGAAGUUCAUCUAUUCACACUGGUCGAGACGCUACUAUGAAACCACUACAAGAACACUCAUGGCAACCAACACAUCCCAAUGCCCCUGCUUCUCCAUGGACACCUAUCGCCCCAGGACAACCGAAUCAACCAUGGGUGAAUAACAGUUCAAGUCUAGAUUUUGGACAGAAUCACAAUUAUCAGUUUUGA
Caenorhabditis remanei is the source of this 1266-nucleotide messenger RNA. RefSeq lists its product as uncharacterized. Gene Ontology annotation, molecular function: RNA polymerase II cis-regulatory region sequence-specific DNA binding; DNA-binding transcription factor activity, RNA polymerase II-specific. NCBI's taxonomy places the organism in Eukaryota, Metazoa, Nematoda, Chromadorea, Rhabditida, Rhabditidae. Gene Ontology annotation, cellular component: nucleus. The record is from RefSeq and is a predicted model, not a curated record. The coding region runs from base 1 to 1266 and encodes 421 amino acids. Gene Ontology annotation, biological process: positive regulation of DNA-templated transcription; cell fate specification; regulation of transcription by RNA polymerase II. The transcript has 4 exons.